This is a messenger RNA of Momordica charantia (bitter melon), 1428 nucleotides long. RefSeq names its product F-box protein At3g62230-like. NCBI's taxonomy places the organism in Eukaryota, Viridiplantae, Streptophyta, Magnoliopsida, Cucurbitales, Cucurbitaceae. The record is from RefSeq and is a predicted model, not a curated record. Gene Ontology annotation, molecular function: protein binding.
CUCUCAACGGUAGCCAUGGCGGAAAUGGACAGAUUGGAUAUUUUGCCUGAUGCAUUGUUAUCGAUCAUCGUCUCCUCUCUGCCAUUCAAGGAGGCUGUGAGAACUUCAAUUUUAUCGAAGCGUUGGGUGAAGAUUUGGCAAGCAACGAAGAACAUCGAGUUGCAGGAAAGUUUCUUCGUCCGGCCAGAGGAAUCCGAUCAGCGAAUCAGAGACGCUCGGAGAAGAGUUUUUAUCGAUUUCGCGACGAAUUUCAUCAGAGACUACGAAGAACCGACGAUUCGUAAGUUCGCCCUCUCGUUCUCGAAUCCGAGAGGCGACGGCGGCGGCGGCGGCUUCGUCGAUGAGAUCGAGGCCUGCAUUCGAUUCGCUGUUUCUCGMGACGUCGAGACCUUGGAGCUCGAUUUCUCCGACGCGACGUGGAGCGAAUUAGUCAACGACGGCGAGAAUCACGCAGAAAUGUUCGAUUUGCCUCCGAUCGUCUACGGCCACGAGAAUCUCCGAUCUCUGAAGCUGUUUUCGUGCAGAUUUCGGGCGGCGGAGUUCGCGAAGUUGCGAUCGCUGAAGCACCUCUGUUUGGGAUGGAAUCAAGUCGGAAUCGGAGAAAUUAGGGAUUUGUUGAGGAAAUGUGAGAUGCUGGAGAGUUUGAGAUUGAAGAAGUGCUGGAACAUUGCGCAUCUUGAGAUUGGGGGGAACGAUCAUCUGAGGCUGAGGAGUUUGGCGAUUGAGAAUUGCAAUUUUCUUCACGAUUGGAUUUCGAUCGAGGCGCCGAAUCUGACGUACUUUCGAUACUUCGGGAGCGUUGGUUCGUUCCGGAUGGAAGUGAAUCGGUGCUUCGAAGAGGCUGAUCUUGGCUUUCACAUUGAAGAAGAUCAUGAUAGUUCGGAACUCGCUAACCUUCUUUAUGUUCUUCUUGAUAGUCUCUAUCCUGCCAAAGUUUUGAGUGUUUGCAGUUCUUUGCUUCAGGUUAUUCCAAAAGGGGACGAGCCAAUUCGGAUGCAAGCGCCAUUGAAUGUACAACAUUUAACGUUGAGGACAAAUGUGCAUCCAAAUGAAUUUUAUGGCAUAACUUUUCUCUUGAAUAGUUCACCCCAUUUGAAGAUCCUCACUCUCGUUCUUGGCCAAGCAACCAUUUUCCAUGAAUAUGAACCACCAUUUCCAAUGGACAUCGCCAGCUUCUGGGCCACAAAUAUGGUUAUCAUAAAGUGCUUAUCGUCGUCUCUAGAGACAGUGGAGGCCAAGUGCUUCACAGGAAAGCACCACGAAAUCUACUUUCUGGCUUAUCUUCUGCACUAUGGUCGUCUACUGAAAAACCUCUCUAUCACGGUUGAUUCUGAUGAUAUCAAUAAUUUCCAACUCUACUUUGGAAGAGCUCAGCUUCUCAAGAGCAUCAAGCCAGCCUCUGGUGACAUUCAGAUUCAUAUAUGUUAA